GUAGCACCUACGCUGGCAGUUGGCGCGCCGUUAUUUUGCAAUAGUUGGAUUUCUGGCUAUCCGAUUCCGGUCCGUAUGGUUUGAACCACUGAUAGGCUAUCGUUUCUGAUCCUGGAAAUGUGCAAGAUUUCGGCUCACUGAAGCUGACUUCCUCCCCAGUCUGGAGAAUGAUGUUUGUGAUGCCACUUGACCCGGAGGAGUGAGUCAGGGGAGACAAGCAGACAGAGAGAGAUAGAGAGGGAGAGAGAGAGCACUCGCAAAGGUGGGGGAACACCAAGCCACCGUCAUCAGAGCCUCAGAGGGAAGAGUGAGACUGGGGCGAGGCCGUCGAGGAGGAGGUGGAGGAGGUGGAGGAGGAGGACAGGAAGAGGGCAGAUUAAAGGGCAUCUAACGUCUGGUCUGGUCUUCUGAGGAGUAAAUCCCUACCACCCUCCCUCCCUCCCUCCAGGCGGGCGGGCAGGCAGGAAGGCAGGAUGUCGACCUCAGCCAGGCAGGAGCGGAGCGUGUGCGUUCUCCUGCCCACCAAGGAGCAGCUGGACAUCACCGUGGGGGUGAAGUCCACGGGACAUGAGGUUCUUGGCCUGGUUGCGCAGCACGUGUGUGUUAAAGACCUCCACUUCUUUGGCCUGACGAUAGUGAAGGACAAUGAGCACAUCUAUCUGGACCUGGAGGAGAAGGUGACCAAGUAUUUCCCCAAGGAGUGGAAACAGGAGAGCGGGAAGAAGAGAAUCCCCCUGCUGCUCUUCCUCAAGGUGCAGUUCUACGUGGAAAAUGGCAGACUCAUCAGUGAGCGGCGAGCGCGGCAGCUGUACUACGCCGAUCUGCGUGAGCGCGUGUUGCGGUCAGAGUGCCGUCAGCAGGAGGAAGUGUACUUCCAGCUGGCUGGCUACGCCAUGCAGGCGGACCUGCCCGACCACCCCACGCACCCCCUCUCCCACGACGGGCAGCCGCUACCCUACUUCCAGCCCAAGGACUACUUCCCACCCUGGAUUGUGGCCAAGCGGGGGGUGGACUAUCUGCUGCGGCACGGCCCCAACUUGCACCAGGAGCUGUGGGGCAUGGCCUCGCGAGACGCCGUCCUCCUCUUCAUACGAGAGGCCUCGCGCCUGGAGGACGUUCCGGUCACCUUCUACAGGCUACUGAAGGACAAGAGAGAAGACAGGGGCUCCGCUCUCCUGGGCCUCACGCUACGAGGAAUGCAGGUUUAUCAGGAGGUGAAUAACAUGCGGCAGCUGCUCUACGACUUCCCCUGGUCCAACGUGGGGCGCCUCACCUUUCUGGGUAAGAAGUUUGAGAUCCAGCCGGACGGUCUGCCGUCGGCGCGUAAGCUGGUGUACUACACGGGCUCCGCCUUCCGCUCGCGUCACCUCCUGCUCCACCUCAGCAGCAGCCAUCAGCUCUACCUGAGCCUGCAGCCCGCACUCACACACCUACGCCAACUAGAGGAAGACGAAGAGAAGAAGCGCUACCGUGAGUCGUACAUCAGCGACGACCUCGACCUUGAGCCGGCGGGCAGUGCCAGCGAGGGCAGCCCGCGCCUCUCCCGCCACUCCACCAGCAGCUCAGGCAUCGAGGCCGACACGCGGCAACGCAGUGCCUCUGUGGAGAUGACCUCUGCGGACGAGGAGCGCAGCGUAUCCGUGGAGAUGACCUCUGCGGACGAGGAGCGCCUCCGGCAGCCCAGCGCAGCCGACAAGUCGUUCAGCUCCGCCGCCAGCCUGGGCAGCUCGCACACCUCCGGAGUGGACACGGGCAGCAAGGCACGCACCGACGAGGAAGAGGAGGAGGAGGAGGAGGAAGCGACCCAGGGGCAGGUGAGCAGCCCUGCAGAGGUCAGUGUUGAGGUCAGCGUCGACAACCCCGGGGAGGUCUCUGUGGACGACCCUCAGGAGAUGCUGCGAUUGGCUGAGCUGUUGGAGGGCGUGUCAGUGGACUGUCCAUCUCUACUGUCAGAGAUCCACUCCAGAGGCCUCAGAGUUCUUGCUGACACGACAGACACCCAGCCCAAACACAGCAGCAUCGACACCUUAGGCACAGUGUUGAACUGGAAGUCGCGUACCUCCGCGGACCGCCACAGCCAGAGUCUGGACGACAUCCACCUCUACUCCCCACCCACGCCCCUGGGCACCGCCCCCCACACCAAUACCUCUCACAGCUACACCUUCGGGCUCCCCGAGGGCCACAUGGGCACCAAGAGCCAGCAGCAGCAGCAGCAGCCCACGGAGCUCCAGUCCCCAGCCAAGCCCUCCUUCUACGGCAGGCGCUCCAUGAACUGCCUCUCCCUCGACCUACUGGAGGACGACCAGCUACUGGAACUCAUACUGUGAUGUGACUUGGAAGAUGAGGGCUGCCAUCUCAUGGGUGACGCUGCUGCUCUGCAUGUGGGGAACUCAGACUCGG
Molecule: messenger RNA, 2400 nt
Organism: Engraulis encrasicolus (European anchovy)
Lineage: Eukaryota; Metazoa; Chordata; Actinopteri; Clupeiformes; Engraulidae
Exons: 15
Coding region: 474-2327 (617 amino acids)
Biological process (GO): positive regulation of hippo signaling
Cellular component (GO): cytoplasmic side of apical plasma membrane; cytoskeleton
Source: RefSeq, a predicted model, not a curated record